Molecule: messenger RNA, 2751 nt
Organism: Kalmanozyma brasiliensis GHG001
Lineage: Eukaryota; Fungi; Basidiomycota; Ustilaginomycetes; Ustilaginales
Exons: 1
Coding region: 1-2751 (916 amino acids)
Biological process (GO): DNA-templated transcription
Cellular component (GO): nucleus
Molecular function (GO): DNA binding; DNA-binding transcription factor activity, RNA polymerase II-specific; zinc ion binding
Source: RefSeq, a predicted model, not a curated record
AUGGACGCCGACACCCCCGAGACGAAGCCUCUCAUCGAUUCUGCAUACAACGCUAUGGCCGACACAGCAACGAAUGGCGCAGGCACGAGCCAGCAAGGCUAUUCGAACGGGAAUGGCUCGUCGGCACACGACCGAUCAGACACACAGCACCACAUUGCGUCGUCACGCCAAUCCGACGCACAGGUCCCGCCAUAUCUACCUAGCUUAGACAGCAACGCAGCGACACGAGAUCAGCAAGAGACACGAUCACCACGGCGGUCACCGACGCCUUCCAUGUCGUACGCGAACGAUCCAGAAGGAAGGACACACGACUCGUCUAGCUCCAGUCCAUCAGCGUCUCCGUCGUACCCCAUCGGCCACUCGAGCAGUAACGGCAAUCACGAUCUCACCGACGUAGACGACUCGGCCUAUCGAUCCCAAAAUGGUCCACCUUCAGCACCAAUAUCGCCGAGCAAGGGCUCUACGACCAUCUUGAUGGCAUCGCGGAAGCAGAAUAGCGCAUGUGACGCCUGUCGGAGCCGCAAGGUGCGCUGCAACCGAGACCCUGGCGAGGCGAGAUGCAACCACUGCAAGGCCAAGAACAUCGACUGCACCACACUCUACGUACAGUGGGCCACCUCGUCGGCGAAGCGACCAACCAAGCGACCAAGAUCGUCCCUUCAUGUGCCACCAGAAGAGAAGAAGGCGGCGCCCGAGCCACCAGAGAUUGUCGAUGCAGCUGUACAAGCGCAAGAUCGACUAUUGAAUGUUCUCUUCCAGAGAGACACCGAAUACGCGGCGACCGACAACCAACUCUACCUAUAUCAGAGCCUUCCACUGAACGCACCGCAAUCAGCCAGCGGCUAUACGACGCGCACUAUCGUCCCCUCCUCGUACCUUCCAGGACCAAAACCCGCAGCGACGACGAGCGCGGAAUUGCAUCUGCUGGACCGACAACGGAGGGAAGACUUUGUCAAUGAUCUGGUCGAGACCUUCUUCUCGGUGGUGCAUGCUCGCUUCCCGCUGCUGAACCCGCAACUGUUUCGCAAGCGCUACUACGAGCGCAGUCCAGAGGUGGGAGGGGCGCCACCCGACGUCAUCCUCGCUCUUGUGAUUGCGUGGGGUGCCAAGUUCAGCGAGAAUCCGCUCAUCGCACAGGACCGCGAGGAGAGCUCGAGCGAGCUCAAGAAAGCGCACAGCCAGGCAGCGAUGGCGCUCAACAAGGGGGAGACGGAGAAGGCGAAUCAGAUCACAGGUGUCAAAGGCGGAAUCGAGCAGCCCAUCUUGACAGUGCCGCAGGAGUUGAGGGAGCGAGGCCGGAAUCGGAUCGGAGAGCACCUCAUAUGGCGAGCGCAGGACAUCAUGGAUCGCUCACGAGUGUCGAGAGUCCCGUCGCUCGAGAACAUCCAAGCCUGCUUCUUGAUGGAGGCGCUGCUGCUGCACCCGUCGAUCUACUACAACGGCAACGUCAACCUCGCUGGCACGCCCAUCACAGCCAAACACCGAAGCUCAUUAUCGUAUACUACGGGACAUUGGUUCUACAUCGCCAUCAAGCAUCUGCUCGACCUGGGCCUCAACUGCAAAGAAAAGGUCAUGGCGAUCAAAGACGCUGCGCUACGUGGCGAGAUCAUGUUUGUCUGGUGGUCCGCGUGCUGGGCCGACUCGGUCGCAGCCCUCUAUUUCCAGCGUCACCACAUCCUAUCGCCGGAGCAGUACAACAACGAUCCGCACGCCGCCGACGCCGAGAACAAGAACGCGGCACCACAUCCGCUCAACAGCCUCGACUCGUACCACUCGUUCUACGGCAGCGUCUAUGACGCAUUGAUCUUCCAGCGCACGCUCGCGGCGAUGUACUUUGCGCCGCGCAGCUAUGUUGAGGGGGUGCGCAUGGAUACGGUGGUGCAGAUCGUGGCGCAGCUGCGGACGUGGCGCGACGUCCACCUGGAUAAGGUCGGGGUGCCGUUGCCGCACUGGCCUGCGCACUGGGACUACAUCGCCGCGGUGAGCGCCUGCGUGAGCGACAUCAACUACCAUGCGAACUGGAUCAUUCUCUGGCGACUGAUCGACGAGAUGGGCAUCUACGGGACGGAUCGAAGCGAUGCCACUUCGCCGUUGCAUCAGGAACGACUCAAGCGACGUGUCGUCCCUGAUCCUUCCUCGGUGCCGGAGGACGAGCGACCCGAUCCGGAGCAGGUGCAAACAACACUGGCAACGAUCCAAGAAGAAGCGCUCGCCAGCGCCCUCCGCAUCGCCGGCCUAACCGACAUUCUUCGCACCAACCAGUACCUCCGCCUCGACCCGUGCAACUCCCUGCAGAGCCUAGAGCUGGCAGCCCACAUGCUGAUCCGCUUCCAACGGAGCGAGAUCGACAUCAUCGUCGCUGGCUUCCGACAGUACGCCCUGUCAUACGAGGACUGCUUCGACAAGGCCGACUUGAUGGAGGAGCUUGCCGAGGCGUACAUGGAGCGCGCCAGGACAGAUCCUGGUUUCGUACCGGGUUCGGCAUUGGGCUUGGCUAGGGAGAGGGAUGUAGAGGGGGGAGUGGGCGAGGGGAUCCCGGAACUGGCCAUCGCCGCUGCAGCACUGUCGAAUGCUGCUGCUAGCGCCAAUGGUGUCGCGGUCGGGGAGGGAGAGUUUGGGUUCGAGGGGCAUUUGGCGGAGGCUGUUGGUGGAGAGGUGAGGGACGAGGGCGCCUUCGAGGGCAUGUUCGAGCCGGCGCAGGACGGGCUCGAUCAGGCGUGCGGCGAUGUGGCUCUCGAGGGGCACGAGUGA